GAUAGCCCGGUUUACCUGUAAGGUCAAUAAUUAUUUAUUAUUAUUAUUAUGAUUAAUGUUAACAUACAAUGAACCCUCACUUGGAUGAAUCACAGAUGACUCACCCAGACAAACACGCCCUCCUGAAAUCCGAGAUGUUAGUUUGGAGAGUUGGAUAACGUAAGCCCCAGAAAAAAAGAAAGAAAAAAGAGAAAAAAAAGAAGGGUGGUGCCUCUUAUGUCACGAAGUUUAGGCUCCAUACCUGAACGAACGGAAAGCUUGUGGCCAUGGGGGACGUGGCUAAAGGGAAGAAGGUGUUUGUAUUGAAAUGUUCCCAGUGUCACACUGUGGAGGAAAGUGGAAAACACAAAGUAGGGCCAAACCUGUGGGGUUUGUUUGGGAGGAAGACAGGACAGGCACCGGGCUUUUCUUAUACACGGGCAAAUAUUGACAAAGGUAUUAUAUGGAGUGAAGAGACUUUGAUGGUCUACCUUGAAAACCCAAAGAAAUAUAUUCCCGGUACCAAGAUGAUCUUCGCUGGUCUCAAAAAGAAAAGAGAGAGACAGGAUAUCAUUGCAUAUUUAAAGGAUUCCACCUCACCCAAAUAGACGCACGACAACUGCACAUGUAUUCUGUAGCUGUGGACAAUUUGAUCAAGAUUCUGUUGAACUACAAUAUUAAACUAUUGAUCACAUAAAAAUGUCUACUACUGGU
This is a messenger RNA of Phycodurus eques (leafy seadragon), 693 nucleotides long. Its product is annotated as cytochrome c-b-like. The coding region runs from base 267 to 587 and encodes 106 amino acids. The record is from RefSeq and is a predicted model, not a curated record. Gene Ontology annotation, molecular function: heme binding; electron transfer activity. Lineage: Eukaryota; Metazoa; Chordata; Actinopteri; Syngnathiformes; Syngnathidae. Gene Ontology annotation, biological process: mitochondrial electron transport, cytochrome c to oxygen; mitochondrial electron transport, ubiquinol to cytochrome c. The transcript is spliced from 3 exons. Gene Ontology annotation, cellular component: mitochondrial intermembrane space.